CGUCGUCUGACAGCUGUCAUUUUGACAACAGAAAGCAGCCGGUCGAUUGCGCGCGGACGCGGUAAAAUAACCAAACGGCGAAAUGAGAUGGUUUUUCUGAAGAGUAUAUUAUUUUAUUGAAUGCAAAAGAAUACAUUUGAGUUGUUCAAACAUGGCUGAAGAAAAUCAUUACAGCGAUAUCAAUAUAUCGGACGUCGUUGAAGAUACGGAGCACUAUAUUGAUUCGGAACAAGCCAACACAGAAAUUAUGGAAUUUGAUACCGAAACACACACAGAAAUGGAUUCAGAGGUAAUAAAUAGUGAGGAACAGAAUGUUGGGGAGAAGAAACCUCACAACCAAACGCCCAAAAGUGAGACCGUAAAGAGUACACGCCUCCCAAUAGCGAGGAUACGAAACAUCAUGAAAAUGGAUCCUGACGUAAAUAUUGUACAUCAGGACGCGGUGUUUUUAGUGACUAAAGCUACAGAAAUGUUCCUAGAAACAAUGGCAAAGGAGAUCUUCUCAUAUCUGCCCAAGAACAAAAAGACUAUCAACAAGAAAGAACUGGAUUUAGUUAUUAAUAAAGUAGAUUGUUUGUGCUUUUUAGAGGGUGCUAUGGACUUCUAAAUAAAAGGUUUAUUUAAAUUAUAUUGAAAAUGGUAGGAGUUAUUGUCAAUUUAGGCAACACCAGUUUUCCCUGAAACCCCAUUUACACAUCAUGACUGUGUAUGUUGGAAUGCCACUAUUUGUGCCAGUUGAAGAUCGAAUGAUAAAUGGAAUGAUGUUGUCCGAGAUCUAUUUCGUAGUUUCUGACUUUUAAAUAAUGCAA
Messenger RNA from Hyposmocoma kahamanoa, 809 nucleotides. It is a transcript of the gene PolE4, whose product is annotated as DNA polymerase epsilon subunit 4. The transcript is spliced from 2 exons. Bases 152 to 607 code for a protein of 151 amino acids. The record is from RefSeq and is a predicted model, not a curated record. Lineage: Eukaryota; Metazoa; Arthropoda; Insecta; Lepidoptera; Cosmopterigidae. Gene Ontology annotation, cellular component: nucleus; epsilon DNA polymerase complex. Gene Ontology annotation, molecular function: protein heterodimerization activity.